Molecule: messenger RNA, 2628 nt
Organism: Colossoma macropomum (tambaqui)
Lineage: Eukaryota; Metazoa; Chordata; Actinopteri; Characiformes; Serrasalmidae
Gene: ptdss1a
Product: phosphatidylserine synthase 1a
Exons: 14
Coding region: 361-1743 (460 amino acids)
Biological process (GO): phosphatidylserine biosynthetic process
Molecular function (GO): L-serine-phosphatidylethanolamine phosphatidyltransferase activity
Source: RefSeq, a predicted model, not a curated record
UGACCAACCAGGCGACUGAGAAGCUUGUUCGAAAUGUCCGUUCCACCUUAAAUGGCACCAACCGCUGCUACAUUUAAGGUGGAACGGAAAGUUCGAACCAGAAGUCGGCGAGAACGAAGCUAAGCAGGCAAACAGGAAGUUCACUCCGAGUUCUCCAUCGAAAUAUCUCUGCUAACACUUGCUUCACGUCCUGAACCGCAUAACUACCAUAAUAAACAAUCCAUGCCCGCUGUGCCCAGGCCCUGUAUCCGCGCUGAGGGACUCGGUCCCGGGCUUUGAUCCUCCGCCGCGGCCGCGCAGCCCCGCUCUGUCCGUGUGAGUCCCGCUUUGUGUGCGUGUGUGUGUGUACGCGUGUCCAGCAUGGCGGCGCGCACCCUCAGCAAGGACGACGUGAACUACAGGAUGCAUUUCCGCAUGAUCAACGAGCAGCAAGUGGAGGACAUCACCAUCGAGUUCUUCUACAAACCCCACACCAUCACCCUGCUGACCUGCACCCUGCUCAGCCUCAUGUACUUCGCCUUCGCCCGAGACGACAGUCAUCAGGACAGCAAUCUCCGCGUGGGAAUUAUAGUGGUCAUCUCCUUUUUCUUGGUCAUCAGUGUGCUGGCCUUCCCCAACGGUCCAUUCACGAGACCACAUCCCGCGAUAUGGAGAAUAGUGUUCGGUCUGAGCGUGCUCUACUUCUUGUUCCUGGUCUUCAUCAUCUUCCUGAACUGGGAGCAGGUGAAGGCCCUGAUGUACUGGCUGGACCCAAACCUCCGCUACGCCAAGCGCGAGGCCGACAUCAUGGAGUACGCAGUGAACUGCCACGUGAUCACCUGGGAGCGAAUCCUCAGCCAUUUUGAUAUCUUUGCGUUCAGUCAUUUCUGGGGCUGGGGCAUGAAGGCGCUGUUGAUCCGGAGCUACGGACUCUGCUGGACCAUCAGCAUCACCUGGGAGCUUACUGAGCUCUUCUUCAUGCACCUCCUGCCGAACUUUGCGGAGUGCUGGUGGGAUCAGGUGAUUCUGGACAUCCUGCUGUGUAAUGGUGGAGGGAUCUGGCUGGGAAUGACCGUCUGCCGCUUUCUGGAGAUGCGCACCUACCACUGGGCCAGCAUCAAGGAUAUCCACUCCACCACGGGGAAGAUAAAGCGUGCUGUCCUGCAGUUUACUCCAGCCAGCUGGACCUACGUGCGCUGGUUUGACCCCAAAUCCUCCUUCCAGAGACUGACUGGAGUUUACCUCUUCAUGAUCGUCUGGCAGCUAACGGAGCUCAACACCUUCUUCCUGAAGCACAUAUUUGUUUUCCCAGCAUGCCACGCUCUCAGCUGGUGCCGCAUUCUCUUCAUCGGCAUCAUCACUGCGCCCACCGUGAGGCAAUAUUAUGCAUAUCUAACAGACACGCAGUGCAAACGGGUCGGGACGCAGUGCUGGGUGUUUGGGGCCAUCGCUUUUCUCGAGGCGUUAGCUUGCAUCAAGUUUGGUCAGGAUCUUUUCUCCAAGACGCAGAUCCUCUACGUGAUCCUGUGGCUCCUGUGUGUGGCCUUCAUUACGUUCCUCUGCCUGUACGGGAUGGUGUGGUACGCUGAGACCUACGGACCCAGAGAGAAGAGUCUUUCGGAGUGCGAGGACAGCAUUUACGCCGAGAGCGGAGACAACGAGUGUGUGAAAGGAGACUUUGAGACAGACUCCACGGCUUCCGCCACCAGGAGGAGAGGGAGAAGCUCCGGAAAAAGCAACUCCGUCAACGGAGUGGAAAAAUAAAACAGGACCAUUCCGCAGACGCUGAUGCAGAACUGAUACACCGUAGGAGAAAGAGAAGAAGAGGAGCAGGAGAGCGUUUGACCCUUCCAGAUGAUGGAGGGAAUACAUCAGGACGGGGCGCGUCUCUUUCGUCUGAGGUUUUUUAUUAGGAGCAUUUCAGUAGCGUUUGUGGCUGGCACUGCCACCGGGCGGCGCUGAAGGUUUGAUGAUGAUGAUGAUGUGGUGAGCAGCUUUCAGAGUGCACACUGAAUUAAGCCACAUUAAUCUCCCGUAUUGCAGUAUUUGUUAUAGUGUUUUCUGUGUUGAAUGACUGACUGUUUUGUGUUUUAUGACCACGCAACUAAGGUUUUGUCCAUUUUGUCCACUUCAGCUAUUUGUAUAUCACAUUUCUUCAAUUCAUUCGCUCGUGACGUUAACUGGAAGCAAAGCAUUUGAGUGGGCGCACAUUCAUGUUACAUCACAUCUUUAAGGAAUAGUUCAGUGAAAAAUCAGAUUUACACAGUUUUCCCUUCUUACUUCAGAUUUUGUUGCUGUGUUUUGGUUCUUGUUUAGUUUUAGCACUGGAGCUGUGAGGAUAACGUAGCUAACAUGCUAUUUGCAUACCGAAAUAAUCACUCGCUGCCCUUAAACCAUGUGGAGUUGUUUAAUGAUCUCUAAUAGACUUAAUUCUGUGAUUUCUGACACUGCAUGACUCACUAUUGUCUAUAAACAUGGACUAAACUGCACUAGCAUGGCUGAACAGUAGGAGCACCCUGAGUUUUGUCCAUAAAACAUAAAAAUUUUGGUCUGAGCCCGAGCCACAGCAUUCCGAACCGGAAUUGUGGCCAACAAAUUUCUGUAAGAACCUGACACGAUCCAGGUCAUGAAGUUUUUAGUCCGAAACUG